Molecule: messenger RNA, 6660 nt
Organism: Pantherophis guttatus
Lineage: Eukaryota; Metazoa; Chordata; Lepidosauria; Squamata; Colubridae
Gene: CYLD
Product: CYLD lysine 63 deubiquitinase
Biological process (GO): protein deubiquitination
Molecular function (GO): cysteine-type deubiquitinase activity
Source: RefSeq, a predicted model, not a curated record
AAGCCUGCGGGGUUAGGUUGCGCUCGGCGAAGCCGCUCGGCGAAGCUCCUGAGGGGAUGGGGAUGGUGGCGAUCGUCGCGGUCGCUCCCCUUCUUCCCCCUCGGGGCGCCGGGAGGCGAAGUAGCCCCGCUGCGGCCUCCUGCGAAGGGACGAGAGAACGGUCAUCUAUUCUGGAUUUAGCUCAUUAGGACAUGGAUGAAGAAAAUUAAGUCAUUAUUGGAACUGGAACUUUUUUAAAAAAAAGCCCUCAUUUACAGUUAUGCUGCCAACUUAAGUUUCUUUUGAAGAGUCUUCUUUUCCAUCUUUAUACAAAGCUUGAACCACAAUGACUUCGGGUUUGUGGAGUCAAGAGAAAGCGACCUCUCCAUAUUGGGAAGAGCGUAUAUUUUAUUUGCUUCUCCAGGAAUGUAGCAUUAUAGACAAGCAGACACAGAAGCUAUUAAAAAUACCUAAAGGUAGUAUUGGUCAGUUUAUUCAAGACAGGUCUUCUGGUGGGCACAUCAGGAACAACCCUUCAUCCAAAAGCAAGAAGCUGCAAAUAGGAAUCAAGAUUCUGGAACAGCCACACGUGGUCCUGUAUGUUGAUGAGAAAGAGGUCGUCGAUAUAGAUGAAAAGCGAGCCGAGCUACUAUUGGCCAUCACCAAUUGUGAGGAAAGAUACAGUAUAUUUAAAAGCAGAAGCAGGCUGCGUAAGGGUCUCCACAUCGAUGUUGGUUCCCCGGUGAAAGUGCAGCUGAGAUCAGGAGAAGAGAAAUACCCUGGGAUAGUUCGCUUUAGAGGACCCUUAAUGCAAGAGAGAUCUCUGUCGGGUAUAUUUUUCGGGGUGGAGCUUCUGGAAGAAGGUCGUGGUCAGGGCUUUACUGAUGGACAGUACCAAGGCAAACAGCUGUUCAGAUGUGAUGAGGACUGUGGAGUGUUUGUUGCACUAGACAAACUAGAACUGAUGGAAGAUGAUGACAAUGAACUGGAGAAUGACUAUGCAGCUCCAGUUGACUCAAUGCAGGUAGACCUUCCUCCUUUGGAGCUCAACUCCAGGGUUUCUGUGAAGAUAGGGAAGAAUAUAGAGUAUGGGACAGUUAUAUUCUGUGAUGUCAUACCAGGAAACGAGAGUUUAGGAUACGUUGUUGGAGUGGACAUGGAUAAUCCAAUUGGAAAUUGGGAUGGAAGAUACAAUGGACAACAGCUCUGUAGUUUUGCAAGUGUUGAAAGUACACUUCUUUUGCAUAUCAAUGAUGUUAUCCCAGAGGCUGUGUCUCAGGACAGGAGACCUCCCAAACUCGCUUAUACUUCCAGAGGUGGUGGUGACAAAACCUUCGGUCAUAGCAAGCCAAAGUCUACAGGUGCACUCUCUGAUCCUGGAAACAGAAACAGAACAGAAUUUUUCUACGCUUUAAAUGGCUCCUCAGUAGAUUCUCAAGCACAGCCAAAAUCAAAAAAUACAUGGUAUAUUGAUGAAGUGGCUGAAGAUUCUGCAAAAUCACUCAACGACUCCUCUUCUGGCUUUGGAAAUUCUUCCCCACCGCUGCAGCCUGCCCCGUCAAAUAGCUUAUCUUCCGAAAACAGAUUCCAUUCCCUGCCUUUCAGCCUAACCAAGAUGUCAAGCACCACCAACAGUUCUAUAUCACACAGCCCGCUCUCCUUAUCUGUUCAGUCGGUUAUUGGAGAAGGGACUUCCGGGCCAACCCAGGAGAGCCCACCAGCCACUGUAGCCCCCAUCAACAUGCAUGGCCUCGAAGCUGGCUCUUUAGCAGAAGUGAAAGAAAACCCACCCUUCUACGGAGUAAUCCGUUGGAUCGGGCAGCCGCCAGGGGUCAACGAAGUGUUAGCUGGGCUUGAACUGGAAGAUGAAUGUGCAGGUUGCACCGAUGGGACCUUUAAAGGGACUCGUUACUUUACCUGCGCACCAAAGAAAGCUCUUUUUGUCAAACUGAAGAGCUGUCGACCUGAUUCCAGAUUUGCUUCAUUGCAGCCGGUGUCUAAUCAGAUUGAACGUUGCAAUUCCUUAGCUUUUGGAGGCUAUCUCAGCGAAGUGGUUGAAGAAAACACUCCUCCAAAAAUGGAAAAAGAAGGAUUGGAAACAAUGAUUGGAAAGAAAAAGGGGAUCCAGGGUCAUUAUAACUCCUGCUACUUAGAUUCCACCUUAUUCUGCCUGUUUGCAUUCAGUUCUGUUUUGGAUACAGUCUUGCUUCGGCCCAAAGAGAAGAAUGAUGUAGAAUAUUACAGCGAAACUCAAGAACUGCUACGGACAGAGAUAGUAAAUCCUCUUCGAAUAUAUGGAUAUGUGUGCGCCACAAAAAUAAUGAAGCUGAGAAAGGUCCUGGAAAAAGUUGAAGCAGCGUCAGGAUUCACAUCUGAAGAAAAAGAUCCAGAAGAAUUUUUGAAUAUUUUGUUUCAUCAUAUUUUAAGAGUAGAACCACUCUUAAAAAUAAGAUCGGCAGGACAAAAAGUCCAAGACUGCUAUUUCUAUCAGAUUUUUAUGGACAAGAAUGAGAAAGUUGGAGUGCCUACCAUACAGCAGUUACUGGAAUGGUCCUUCAUCAACAGCAAUUUGAAAUUUGCAGAGGCCCCAUCAUGUCUGAUAAUUCAGAUGCCUCGAUUUGGCAAGGACUUCAAAAUGUUCAACAAAAUUUUCCCUUCUCUGGAAUUGAAUAUCACAGACCUGCUUGAAGACACCCCAAGGCAGUGUCGUAUCUGUGGAGGACUUGCAAUGUACGAAUGUCGGGAAUGCUACGAAGAUUCUGACAUUUCCUCUGGUAAAAUCAAGCAGUUUUGCAAAACCUGCAAUACACAGGUUCAUCUUCACCCCAAAAGACAGAGUCAUAAAUUCAAUCCAGUGUCACUUCCGAAAGAUUUACCGGACUGGGAUUGGAGGCACAGCUGCAUACCUUGUCAGAAGAUGGACCUCUUUGCCGUUCUUUGUAUAGAGACAAGCCACUAUGUGGCUUUUGUUAAAUAUGGCAAGGAAGACUCCUCUUGGCUCUUUUUUGAUAGCAUGGCUGAUAGGGAUGGAGGUCAAAAUGGUUUUAACAUCCCUCAAGUGACUCCGUGCCCAGAAGUUGGCGAGUAUCUGAAAAUGUCUCUCGAUGAAUUGCACUCUCUGGACUCGAGGAGAAUUCAAGGCUGUGCGCGGAGGCUCCUUUGCGAUGCUUACAUGUGCAUGUAUCAGAGCCCUACAAUGAGUUUGUACAAGUAAGACGUGGAGGACUCUCGUGAGGAAUUAGCCUCUUCCCAGGGACUGGAACUGUGGCCCAAGGAAGCUCAACGGAGCUGUCGGCUUCUCAGCUUGCGCAUCUGUUGCUGGCAAUGGAUGCUUCGAAGGGUAUGGAAAUCAAAGAACUAGAAAGAAGAAGCAGCUAUUUUAACGGAAAGGGGGAAUGGUGCGGUGUUGUGUUGCUAAAACACUCAAAGUGUUUCCGCUCUUGGACGUGUGUGUGUGUGUGUGUGUGUGUGUUUGUUUGUUUGUUUGUUUGUUUUUUUAAAUAAAAGUCUAAAUGAAGCGAUUGUAAUGUUUAGGUUGUGUUUUAGAGAAACUGUUUACAUAGUCCGAAGAUUAACAUCCCCUCUGGAGCCUUCUGCUGAUUCUUCUGAUCCUGCACAGCUUAAAGGAAGAGGACUAUAUUUUGGGGGUUGUAUGUUUCCCAGAGUUGUAUCCAUCGUGUCUGUAAGACCAGCCUUAUGACUUUGGCAUCAAGGGACUUUUGCUUCUUAUGUUGACCUGGAAUAAGUUAAAUCACAAAACCCAAAACAUCACCGAGUUGAGUGUAUCCAUGCAGAUAUAGGUGAUCAGUCCAUCAGUCCAGGCACCCUGGACCAAGAAUUCUCAUUGUUUUCUUUGUAGCAAAUGGGUACCUUCCAGGAAAAGGAAGAAUAAUGAUCUCACAACCUUGCAGCGGUACUCGGAAUGGCCUCCCUUGCACAACUUCCUGAGUCCUGUUCCAUGCGUUUGAUGUAAGGUCAUUUCUGGGAAUGUGUGGAUGAACCAGUAUGUUUUACUUUCCAUGGACACGCCCAUCUUCAAAGCUAAUCCUGAAAGGCAUUAAUUCCAUUGCUAUCUUCAAGCUUGAUUUCCAUAAUGGAAGAAUCCUGAAACCCUUUUUUUUUUUUUUCUAAAUGAGUUUUGGAAACUUUUUCAGCAUGUGUUCUGCAUGCCUUGGUCAAUUUUUCAGAAAGUACCCAAUGAUUCAGAAGGUCUGAGGCUAUUCUCCUUUCCUCCAGCAACAGGGGGGAAAAGACCCUCUUGACAGCUUGCAAUUCAGCGUGGUAAACAGGAGAUGAGAUCAAUUCAUGUCGGUUCAAGAGCCAUCGUAGAGAUCAUUCAAAAACACUCCAUUAAAUUAUCUUUCUGUGUUCCGUUAGGUAAUAGCUUAUGGGUUCGCAUGCUUCUGCAUCGAGAGGGCAAAUUUGGAUUACACAAUAAAUCCAGUCUUCUAAUACAUUUCUUCCACAGUUCUGACUGAGGGAAUAUGAGUCAAGUUUAAUCCCAUCAAGAUGUUCUUUGCUGUUUCGCUAUCAGCAUAGGCUUCCUUUUAUGGUUAUAGUUGAUGAGCCCAGUGGGACUUUUAGGUACUGUAUGUUGAUUGGGUGGAUUUGACAGUGUCUUCAGGUCUACGACUACUCGCCAUGGACAACUCGCCACAGCCAACUUGCUGUGGGACAAGAGUUACACUAAUAUUGAAGAAAUAGUGGAAUAGAAUCCUUAAAGAAUGCCAAAGGAGGGACAAAAUGAAAUGUGAAUGACAACAAUUAAAAUAUUUUUUAAAAUUAUUUUAAUUAAUUGAAUUGUUGAAUUGUCCCAUGGCGAGUUGGCCAUAGUGAGUUGACCAUGGAGAGUUGAGCAUGGAGAGUUGGCCAUGGAGAGUUUAUCAUGGAAAGUUGGCUAUGGUGAAUUGGUCAUGGCGAAUUGACCAUGGAGAGUUGGUCAUGGCGAAUUGACCAUGGAGAGUUGGCCAUGGAGAAUUGGCCAUAGUGAUUUGGUUAUGUCGAGUUGGUCAUGUCAAGUUGACAGUGGAGAGUUUGCUGCAUCGAGUUGUCCCAUUCCAGUGUCUGUCUACAAAGCAGGAUUGUGAGGGCAAUAGUCAGCAUAUCGUACAUUUGGGAUAAAUGUGCCCCAUAGACACCAUAUGUAAUAGCAGCAUGUUUAAGACCUCAGUUGCUAGUUGUUAUUGUGCACUUAUUUUUUUGUCUCAGGGAAUGCCAUGGAAAUGAAAUCUGUAAUGGAAGGCAAACAUUGCAUUUUUUUUUUCCGGUUUUGCGCUUUAAAACCGUACUCACACAUUUAUCAUCUCAAAGGAUUAUAUUGAGCCAGCGUGUAGUUAAAUCAUUUGACUUGCUGUUCAGUACAUGGCAAAACAUUACUAGCUUGUUUGAAGUAUUCAAUGUCGUAUUGAGUAUUUUUAUGAACUGUAGAUGCAAUAGCUUUUCUGCAGUAUGGAGGAAAACCUGCUAUCGUUGCCUUAGGUACGUUUUGAAAACAGUAGCUGAAGGCUAUAUAUAUAUAUAUAACAACUUCAGGAUGGAUGGUGGGUGCUGAAUGUCUCUUAAGAUCAGCUUGCUGUAGAGAAACUGAUGGAGAGAGUCAUUAGGCCUCUAAAGCUUUUUUCAAUGGUUUCUAAUUGCACAGCAGGGUUGCCAACUCAUUGCAUUAAUUCUCAUUUGUGUAACUCGUGAUUGGAUGCCCUUCUUGUUCCUACUUAUCCUGCUUUUCCUUUGAGCAUUCGUGGGAACUCAGAAGAUAGUUGGGAAAUUGUGGGUUUGAGAACAUGUCGAACUCCAGUUGCCUUGGACUGAGUGGAAAAUGGCAGUCUUGAUGGACCAGUAGGAUGAAAGAAUGUGGGCAGGUAAUGAGCGGUAAUAGAAAGAACUCAGCGGAAAGAGAUACCGAUCAGAAAACAAGCUUCAGGGUGUGGAGAAUAAGGACAGGAACACAUCCAUGCAUCAUCCAAAGUCAUUCUUGGGUUAUCUGAGGAUGCGGACAAAAGUUUAUGUGGAGGUGAGAUCUGAGUAAAACAACAGGGUCUAGAAAGCUGUUGGCCAGCUGAAUCUUGGAAACUGUCUCCCUUUUACAAUAAUCACAUCAGAGGUGGUGUAUGAGAUAUAGUUCGGUGGUUUUGAUAUAUAAUGAUCUUUUCCAGCUUGUUUCCUGGUGUUGCAGUCGAAGGGAAAGUCUUCGCUGGUGAUAGAUUCUCCCUUUUUGAAUGUGCAGUGCAAUAAAACAUACGUGGCAAUCACUCCCCGUCCCUUUCCUUGCCCUUUCUAUUUCCUCUUCUGUUUCAUCCGUCGUGAUUUUGGCAUUUUGAUACCCCGCUCUAAAAGGUCUCCAGCGGUUACUGUGAAAAAUGAACUUUUAAGCCAUUGCCCUGCAGAAGGAACUCAACAGAAGUGAAAAUCAUUUCAUUUUGAGAUCAUGUUUUCUAUGUCCGCACAGACUUUGGUGUGUAAGCAAGACAUUACAAAGUGUCGUCUUUUGGUUUCCCCGGGGCUGAGAUUGUCACAAAGAACAGCGCUUGAAUCAAUAUGAAAGCUGAAUUGGAUUUUUAUCUUGACCUGAACGGCCUCUUUCGAGGUUUGGGUUUUAUUUAUUCUGCCAUUGUAACAAACUUACGUUCUGCAUUGGCUUGCACAAUUUUUAGAAGAACAAAAAUAAAGAUUUUGUGGUUUGAG